CAAGAGGCAAAGGAGCGAAGAGAAUGUAGCAUGGCGACGACGAGGGCAGAGCCCGUUGACGCCACAAAACAGCACUCCGAUCCAUAGCUUUCGCGACUUGGCUGCACGAUGGCUGCCAGUGCCGCCGCCCAGGUGAGAAGAGGGAGCUGCAGGCCAGGCAAAUCCCUACAUCAUGACGUGAAUCACUUGUGCUCUCUGUGUGUGGUUUGUCAUUCGGUUUGGUGCAGAUGAGCGCGGUGAUACGGGCGCAGCUGCUGCCGCAGGUAGAGGGCUAUCGGCUGAAGCAGGCUCAGGUAUCAGCUAACCAACACAUACCGACUCGUCCAUUCCAUGCAGUGCAUCCAAAGCUCAUCGGCUGCGUGCUUGUGUGUGGUGUGCAGGUCAACAGCUGCAUCGACCAACUUCUGCAGAUGGACACCGCGGCUUCGGUGGCACCACUGAUGCGGCAGGCUGCCAAACACACCACAAGCCCUCUGUGUCAUGCUGCUUUCGUCGUUUGAUUCAUUCGUCAGAUGGUGGCCAAGGUGAGUCGUCAGUUUGCUGCCGUGUCCGACCUGCUGGCCGAGUUGGCAGAGACCAUCAACUCGACCAUCGCACUCACAAGACAUCGCCGCACACAGGUGAGUGGGGGAGUGACCACAGGCAGGCACACACACAAGACCCACACUGAUCUGGUGUGCACCUCUUAUGUGCUGUGUGUGUGUAUGUCCUUCUGUCUGUGUGUCAUCAGGCGCGACGGUUGCACCUGACUGACAUCCCUGCCGAGCCCAUGAGCGUCAUCAUGGAACUUGCUGACCUCACCGCCGUCGCCCACCUCAAGUCGACAGCCCGGCCCAUCAGAAAUGCCUCCGGCCGAUCGUCCGCUGCCUUCGGCUGCCGAAGGCCAUCGAGCGGGCGGGGGCGGGCGGUGUGGUGCAGUUCGACCCUUUGCUGAGCCACGGCGAUGUGAUGAAGGCCAUGUGGGUGGUGGAGGAGGGGGGCGAGGGCGGCUGGCGGGAGGUGAGCGACACACUCAGAGUCGCCGAGCAUUUCGGCUAUUGUCAGCUGCCGGUCACUGUGGGUGUUGGAUACCUCCAGACACACGCCACCAAGGCGGUAAGCGCGAUACACAGAAGAGGCAAUGGGCGAGCUGCUGGAUGUGUGUGUGUUGACUGCAGGAUUUCCUGGCGAUGCCCCGGUUCUGUGAGCAGUGGAUGCUCGUCGGCCGCAAUGUGGCCCUCCGCCGCCCCACUGGCCAGCAAGACGGCACUCUCGAGCUGUUCCGCCACAACAACAACGAGACUCGCGCCAUCCGCAACGAGCCCAACUUCGCCAUCGCCAUCAACCCGCUCCUCCCCCUCCCUGGCCGCCCCGUCCAUCCCUUCUCGCAGCACCCCUUCACCCACCACGCCAAGCCACACGACCCGCCAGUCCGCCACCGCAUUGUGUGGGAGGAUGGUGUGGGGUGGGCGACAGGUGGCGCCAACGAUGCGCCUGUUCUCACAUCGGCGAGUUCCCUGCUGAAGGAGCUGAUGCUGGUUCACCGGCUCGUGUUUGCUGUGGGCGGCUUCACCGAAUCGCCAGCAGUGGUGGUGGACCGGUGAGUGGAUGGACGGCAUACAAUGAGAGGGCGAAUGGCUAUGUGGUGCGCUAUUGAUGUGUGUGUCAGGCGUGUGCGGGGUGGCCACCUCGACCGCAUCAUGACUCGAUCGCCGCACACGCCCCUCAACGGAUGCUCGGACGUGGUGGCAUGGGAGCGGGCCGAUGAGGUCUGUGGGCAGACGCAUCUGCUUACGUCAUCCAACGACCCAUUCAUCGCAUGGAUUAACUAUAGCAUCCAACCAAACAACAACCAGAACGGUACGCAUUCACAUUGACAACACAUCAACAACCCAUCAUCAUGCUGUCGUGUCGUCUGAUCCUCUGCUCUGCUGUUGUGUGCGUGCAGUGCGCGUGAUCAUCACUACCACCGAGGCGCCAGCAGUGGGUGUGGCCAAUGAUGCGCCCUUCGCCCAGCGGUUCCCCCUGACGGCCGCUAAGGUGCGCCGCGUCCUCGGGCCCAUCGCGGCCAUCGUGCUCGACGGCCAGGCGCCUUAGAUACAGCGUUCCCACACAGAUGAUGCAGAGGAUACCUGGUGGUACGGAUUGUGUGAGUGUUGGGUCCGUGUUCUGCAGGCAAAUUGGCGUCAAGGAACGCCACAGAAGUAGCUGACUGACUGUCUGACUGACUGACUGUCUGGCCGGCGGGUGGGAGGACGGGCUGCGCGUCUGGUGGUAUGUGCAUCUCAUAUCUGCUGCUGCAUGAUGGACUCAUCCUGUACGUGUAGUGUGCGGACAGACAGACAGGUGCGGUGCGGUUCGGUUCGGGUCGGUGCGGGUCGGUGCGUGCGCAAAUUCCGAUGAAUUAUACAUGUGUUUAAUUACUAGAAUGUGG
Vitrella brassicaformis is the source of this 2413-nucleotide messenger RNA. The record is from the annotation of a GenBank genome assembly. NCBI's taxonomy places the organism in Eukaryota, Vitrellaceae.